Messenger RNA from Funneliformis geosporum, 310 nucleotides. The record is from the annotation of a GenBank genome assembly. Lineage: Eukaryota; Fungi; Glomeromycota; Glomeromycetes; Glomerales; Glomeraceae.
GUCACGUCAAGGAUUUUACGUUGUUAAUAAGUUAUGUCCCUAUGUUAUAAGAGUAGGCUAUCAAAAAUCCGUUAUUGUACGUGAAAAAUCAACUGUUUUGAUAAAGAAUAUUUUCCAAGCGAUAUCUAAACCGGAAAUCGGUGCCGAUCAUGAUGUUUUAGAAUCACAUCCUCCAUCAUAUGAAGAUGUCAUGAUGGAGGAUGCUCGCAGAGACCGGGAGAGCUCUGUCGAUGCAGCUUCUAUGAGAGAAGAAAUAGAGCUGCUCGAAGAGAUUUUAGGAAUUUUCGAUGAGGAAGAAGACGAGGAAUAA